Messenger RNA from Aethina tumida (small hive beetle), 1452 nucleotides. Its product is annotated as GDP-fucose protein O-fucosyltransferase 2. Gene Ontology annotation, biological process: protein O-linked glycosylation via fucose. The coding region runs from base 56 to 1324 and encodes 422 amino acids. NCBI's taxonomy places the organism in Eukaryota, Metazoa, Arthropoda, Insecta, Coleoptera, Nitidulidae. The transcript has 6 exons. Gene Ontology annotation, molecular function: peptide-O-fucosyltransferase activity. The record is from RefSeq and is a predicted model, not a curated record.
AUCGUAGUCAAAAUGCAUCAUUGCAUUAACAUAACCUCAAAAUUUUGUCCAUAUAAUGUUUUUGUUUACAUUUAUUAUAUUUUCAAAUUUGUUUAUUCUUCAAUUUAAAUUUUACCAUUGCGAAGAUGUUUGCUUCAACGAAAACGAGAAGUGUGGUGAAAUCGAAAAUAGAUAUCUUUUUUACGAUGUUAAUCCACCGGAAGGUUUUAAUUUACGACGAGACGUCUACAUGAGAAUGGCAAUCCUUGCUCACAAGCUGCAAAAUUCAAGAAACGACAAUCUUAACAAAUUCAAAUUGGUCCUACCACCAUGGUCACACUUGGUACACUGGCAAUACAAUGAUGAGCCAGAACAUAUACCAUGGUCCUACUAUUUUGAUAUACCCAGUUUAAAAAAGUUUGCAUCUGUGAUAGAUUUGUAUGAUUUUUUUAAUGUUGUGAAAAAUAAAUAUUCAAAAAUUAAAAUUGAUGAGGUGUACAUCUUGCAACAUUUUGAAGAUAUGUUUGAAACUGGUAAUUUUGAAGAUAGAAUGAGUAUUGAGAAUUGCCAUGAAGAACCCAAUCCUAUGUUUUAUUAUUGUGAUAAUAUGACUUCUACUAGCAUUCAGUGUCUUUCAUACCAUGGUCCAGCUACAAAGUUAACUGAAUUAUUGGCAAAAUCACAAGCUAGAACAAUUCUAAUUGAUCAUGCUGAAGUUGCUCUGCAUGACAUGUUUGGCAAUAAAGAGUACUGGCAGGCAAGAAGAAGUAUGAGGUUCAACAAAGAAUUACGUAAUAUUGCAAAUGAAUUCAGGGAAAAGUAUUUAAAUUCUACAGAUGUUGCUGACAAUAUACAUUUACCAGAUAAUUGGCAAAAUGAAAAGCUAAGAAGAAAUGCUCUUGGAGGACCCUAUUUAUCUGUUCAUUUAAGAAGAAAAGACUUCUUACGCAGUCGACCAAAGGAAACUCCUAGUCUCAAAGGUGCCAGUAAGCAGAUUAUGAAACUCUUAAAUCAAUUAGGACUACAAAACGUUUUUAUAUCUACUGAUGGAUCAAAUGAAGAGUACAACCAAUUGAUAGAAUUGAUUGAUAAAAAAUACAGUGUGUUCAGGUACAAGCCUAGUAAAUAUGUCAAGGAAAAAUUCAAGGAUGGAGGUGUUGCUAUUAUAGACCAGAUUAUUUGUUCACACGCUCGGUACUUUGUCGGAACUGCCGAGAGCACUUUUUCUUUUAGAAUACAAGAAGAGAGGGAAAUUCUUGGAUUUCCAGUUAAAACCACGUUUAAUGCUUUGUGUAAUGAUGCUAAUGUUUGUCCAAAGCCAUCAGUAUGGAAAAUUGUUUUUUAACAUUUAUUCCCUUCAUGAUUAUUUUUGUUAAUCUUGAAAAACAGCUAAUUUUGUUUAAUUAAACCGACUGACUAUUUAAGAUUUAAUAUUGUAUAUAAAACUUCGCUUGUACAUUAUAAUAAAGUUGA